GCACUUUUCUUUUAAAGCGGAAUCAGCACUUUCUGCUUUUCAUUAUUUGCUGUCUCCCGGCCAAUUUUAGUUUAACAUAACAUCUCAAACACUCAAGCGUGUCCGUUAGUGUCACGUUAAUGUCAGUUAAUGUAUUAGUGGAUUAGUAACGCUGUCUUUCAUAAGGGCGCAGAUUUGAGGCGAAAACAACAUUUUUUUUCUCUUCUCUCCACCCGGUCUGGAGGAGGAGGGUGGGGUUUAGAGCCUCUCUUUCCUCACCAACUACCGGACACCCCGCCUUUCUGCCCCCGGUAACCGAGCUUCCGUUCUCGGAUUGAGUGAUUAGACACUCCGCCUCGCUGUCCCUGCGGAUUUAGAUUAAGUUUUAAUGGAGUUUUUUUUCUUAAAGGAAGUCGGCAGCAGAAAAAAACUACUGUGAACCCGGAUACAGUCAGAUGAGAAAGAGAGAGAGAGAGAGUCAUUCGUGCCACGUCCAUGAAGCGCUCCGUCAGCUGGCCGAACAUCUGUAGAAACCCUCCGGCAACAAAGAGGAAAAGCGGUUCGUCAGCAGCGCAACAGUUGCACUGAGUCACGCAGCAGUUCCAGCGCGCUGGGUUUAAUAACUCCCGUCUGCGUCUGGAGUCCGUGUUCCGCGUCGCGUUGACUCACGUCUUAGCGCAAACCACCGGGACAUCUGCCGAGCCCCGAGGCUGAUAGCCUCCGCCGGGAUUCUCCGGUCCCCCUGUCAGGUGAAAGGCGUGGCUCUGGGCGUGGGAGGCGGGGGAAAAAGCUUUGUUCCAACUACACCUGAGCGAGAGAUUCAGUUACCCGGGCGGUCCGGGGUUGAGCCGUUGGAGCGCCAACUGCUGCCGUUAGCUUAUGAAACCCCUCACCAAAUGGAUCCGUUCACCCUCCGAACCCAGCAAACUCGGAAUUAUGUGUGAACCGUAAUGACUUAUCGCACACAUCUGAGGCUUGACCCCUCGUACCGACGGUGGGAAACUUGAGUCGGACCGGUUUUAGCGCUUUUUAUCGUUUAUUUAGACCCGGUCGGGCCAUGGCUCUGUCUCAGGUCCAGUGUCUGGACGACCAUCACGUCAACUGGCGGAUCAGCGAGAGCAAGCCGGAGUUUUUCUACAGCGAGGACCAACGGCUGGCCCUCGAGGCGCUCAUCGCCAAGGGCCGCGAUGCGUUCACGGACUACGUCCAGAAGCACGGAGUCCGGGAGUUCCUCUCGGAGCGCGAGCUGGAGCGGCUCGCGCGCAUCGCGGAGGCUUACCGACCGGGGCACGAGCACCACCAGCGGCCCGAGACUCCCGGCUCGGGGAACUUGACUGCGGGGUCCGGGGAAGAGGGAGAAGACGGGGAGGUGUCGCUCGAGUACUGGCCGGACCGGUCCGAGGCCUCGGUGGUGGAGCUGGACCUCGGGUGGCCCGACUCCAUCUCGUACCGGGGGGUGACGCGCGUGACCGUGCACACGCAGCCCCCCACUGAGGGCCAGACGCACAUCAAGGAGGUGGUUCGCAAGACCAUUGCAUCAGCACAGAAGGUGAUAGCUGUGGUGAUGGACGUGUUUACAGAUGUGGAUAUCUUUCGAGACCUUCUGGACGCGUCCUACAAACGCAAAAUCCCCGUGUACAUAAUCCUGGACAUCGCCGCUGUGCCCUGCUUUCUUUCCAUGUGUGGCAGGGCUGAUAUGCACCGGGGCCACCUAAAGAAUCUGCGAGUGCGCUGCUGUGGAGGCCUGGAAUUCUUCACACGAUCGGCACAGCGGGUGCGCGGCUCCUUGAACGAGAAGUUUCUCCUCGUAGAUGGAGACAAAGCCAUCUCUGGCUCAUACAGUUUCACCUGGUCCUCGUCCCGUCUGGACCGGAACCUGAUCACCGUCAUCACCGGGCAGGCAGUGGAGACCUUUGACAUGCAGUUUCGGGAUCUCUACCUCUUGUCCAGAGGAGUGUCCCUCAACAAGGUUCCCCUGCAGGACGAGCCGAUCCCUGAGCCGCUGGUUCAGGCGGCGCCGACACCUGUCCCGGCUUCUAUUGCGAGGAAGCUCAUCAAUCCCAAAUAUGCACUCGUUGCGGCGGGCAAUCACACAAGUCCCACCUCCUCUGACCAGAACUCCAGUAAAAAGGAGUCAAACUCCCAGAAUCCCACUGGGCUCAAGAUAUUUAAAGGACGUAUUAAGGAGGUCAUCCAGGAGGCGCCCUUACAUCCAGGGUUGGUCGGUCUGGGCAAAGCCAACUUAAUCCCGUAUCUUCCAACCUGGCCGGAGCCGGACCCCCCGAGUGACGUGAUCGGCUUCAUCAAUAUCCGAGAUGACAAGAGGGCCCAUCAGGUCCACUUACAGAGGUCAGAGAGGUUCGAGGUUAGUCAGGCUAUACGCUUCAGCUCACCACUGACCCAACCAGCGCCGGCUCAGGAAUCCACCUCAGAUCAGGAUCAAAAGGAGCCACAAACAGAACAAACGGUAUCUGGAAAUAUAAGUGCUAAAGAUCCUACGCCUGUAGUUCCAGCAGAGAGCAAGCUUGGGUCCGAAACGGCUCCAAAUAAGGACCAGACUGAUUCCGCAGGUUCCCCUCAGCAGCCCAACACACCUGUGCAACAUGAACCACAAACAUCUGCAACACAACCCAAAGUUACUGCCGAGCCACGGCCUACGGACAAUACUGGAAGAGCUCCGGAAACGCCACCCGCAGCGCCGCCUGUUCCCAAGCGCCGCACGCUGCAGUUAGUCAUAGACCCCGCGUCGUCAGAGCAGCCCGGAGAGGCGCAGUUCACCCUGGUAAAAAUGGACCAGGUGAAUAAUCUGCACACCGAACGGCCUCAAAAGGAGCCGACCCAGAACCGCAGCCGGUUAACGUCGAAGAACCAAGACGAAGACUCCGGCAGCAACGAAGAGGGCAGCCAAGACAGCACUAAGGUCCUAUGCGACCGAGCGGCGGCCGAAGUCCCCUCCAGUGCAUCCACGGCGUCAGAGGAGGAGUUCUAUGACUGUCCGCCGCAGGAGGCCGGCAGCCGGCUGAUCAACGGGGGGCAGGCCGGAUCAGGCAGGGGGCCUUCCCACGGAGACGGACUCAACAUGAUGGCCCGCUUGUCUCAGAGCAUGCUGGACCUGCGGGAGCCCAGCCAAUCAGAGGGCGGCGCUUCCCUAAUCCGCCAAUCCCAGCAGCUGCGCAGAAUGGAGCAUGCCUCCCCGCACCGGCACAUCGGACAGAUAUUCCAGAUCUCAAGAUCUCCGGCUCGUGACGCCAGACUGAGGGGACCUAAAGUAAUAAUCGCCAAACCAGGACGUUUCCACGCCCCUCCCCGAACCGCUGGUCAUGUGAUCGGAGGUCACCACUACCGGCAGGAGCUCCUGAUGCCGCCCGGCUCGGCCCAGCUGCACCUGGAGGUCCGCUCCGGGCGGUCGCCGCGAAGACACAGCCCCGGCUACAGGAAGACAUCGCCGCAGCCAACGGCCGACCAAAUGGGGUUCCUCGGAGUGUCUCUGUCCAAACUCAGCAGCUUAAAAAAUUUAAAAGGGCGUGCAGGAACCUCUCAGAAGAAAGCGUCUCAGAUGAAUAAGGCUGCCAGGUAGAACCGCGGGUCAGAACCGGUACCUGAGAGUGUUUUCUGA
This is a messenger RNA of Fundulus heteroclitus (mummichog), 3595 nucleotides long. It is a transcript of the gene sack1gb, whose product is annotated as protein FAM83G. The record is from RefSeq and is a predicted model, not a curated record. The transcript is spliced from 5 exons. The coding region runs from base 1037 to 3556 and encodes 839 amino acids. NCBI's taxonomy places the organism in Eukaryota, Metazoa, Chordata, Actinopteri, Cyprinodontiformes, Fundulidae.